This is a messenger RNA of Jatropha curcas, 721 nucleotides long. Its product is annotated as protein PLASTID REDOX INSENSITIVE 2, chloroplastic. The record is from RefSeq and is a predicted model, not a curated record. NCBI's taxonomy places the organism in Eukaryota, Viridiplantae, Streptophyta, Magnoliopsida, Malpighiales, Euphorbiaceae. Gene Ontology annotation, biological process: regulation of gene expression.
AGAGAUUAUUGUCUUUCACUCCCUCAAAUCAAAUGGCGCUUUUCUACGCUCUGCGUCUGCCUCUCGUCUCCACAUCUCCACGUCCACUUCCUCCCGCCAAAAUAUCAAACUCUGAAACUCUUAUCCUACGCACCCCUUCCCUUUUACUCCACAGUCUUCCUUCUCUCUCCUUCUCUAUCUUCUCUGAAAAAUCCAUCUAUUGCAGUAACCUUCCGCAGAAGUACACUUACCCUGACCCCAUUCCCGAAUUCGCAAAAUCUGAAACCCAGAAGUUUAGAGUUGGGCUCUUGAAGAAACUUUCUAAGGAGAAGGAAACAUUUGGCAAUAAUCUUGAUAAAGUAGUUGACGUUUGCUCGGAGAUAUUUAGCGACUUCUUACACAAGGAGUAUGGAGGACCUGGAACAUUAUUGGUGGAGCCAUUCACUGAUAUGUUGGUUGCUCUCAAGGAGAAGAAAUUGCCCGGAGCACCUUUGGCUGCUAGAGAGUCCUUGUUAUGGGCUCAAAACCAUGUUGAUCACGAUUGGGAAGUUUGGAACUCAAACCCAUCUAAUUGAUUUUUUCUUUUUUUAAGCCACAAAUAGAGGCUAGAAACACAUAUCUUGUAAAAUAAUGUUAGAUCAUUUUGUAUUUUUGUAGCUAUACAAAUUUCUUAUUUCUUGAAAAUGGUAUUUCUCUGAUUGACAAUGGUUUUGAUAUUGGAUAACCCAUCUCCUUUGAUCAA